This is a messenger RNA of Zasmidium cellare ATCC 36951, 948 nucleotides long. RefSeq lists its product as uncharacterized. The record is from RefSeq and is a predicted model, not a curated record. Gene Ontology annotation, molecular function: hydro-lyase activity. The coding region runs from base 1 to 948 and encodes 315 amino acids. NCBI's taxonomy places the organism in Eukaryota, Fungi, Ascomycota, Dothideomycetes, Mycosphaerellales, Mycosphaerellaceae. The transcript has a single exon.
AUGGCAUGGCCAAAGCUACCAGCCAAAGCUGCCUAUUUGGCCUUGAACAACCCUCAGCGUCGCAAUGCCCUCUCUCUGUCAGUCUUGCGACGCCUGAAAGACCAACUGAUCAGCUUCAACACGUCGCCGGGAGAUGGGAAGUUACGGAUACUGCCGCCAUUCCAACCGCGGAUACUCGAAGACCUGGAAGCUAUUUCCGCCAAUGCUGCAGCAACUACGCUACCAGACGAGAGAGCUACCGAGCUGGGAUGGCUUCUUGAUGCCGAUGAAUGGCGCAAACACCGCAGACACCUCCCAAAUGUCCUCGUAUUGCGGAGCGAAGGACCAGUAUUCUGCUCAGGACAUGAUCUCGGCGAACUACGAAAGCUCUCUCAUGACGAAGUCAAGGGGACAUUCGCUCUCUGCGCUGAAGUAAUGAGUCUCAUCCGCCGAUCUCCAGCGCCUGUAGUAGGCGUUAUUCAAGGACUGGCGACAGCUGCAGGAGCUCAGCUGGCCUUGACGACGGAUCUGCCAAUAGCUGCUGCCGAUACGCAUUUCCGACUGCCUGGUGCUGCCAUAGGUCUCCCUUGUACUUCGCCUUCAACAGCUGUGUCGAGACGCCUUGGAGCACCUUUCACGUACAGGAUGCUGGCGCUCGCAGAGCCCGUUCGAGCAGAUCAGCUGCCUGGAGGCGCAGUGGAGUGUGUGGCUGACUACGAAGCCCUGGAAACAAGGGUUGGAGAGGUCGUCAAAAAACUUGUCAAUGAGAGUGCGCCGCAAUCGCAAGCGCUCGGUAAAUGGGCCUUCUAUGUUCAGAAUGGAUUGGCUGGAGGCGAGACUGGUGGUGAUGGAUACGAAGAGGCUGUCACCUGGGCUGGUCGAGUCAUGGCUUUGCAUGCACGCUCUGCCGAAACGAAGGAAGGCGUUGCUGCAUUCUUUGAAAAGAGAAGACCCGACUGGAAGCUGUAA